Messenger RNA from Cokeromyces recurvatus, 1294 nucleotides. RefSeq names its product t-SNARE. Gene Ontology annotation, molecular function: SNAP receptor activity; SNARE binding. Bases 50 to 961 code for a protein of 303 amino acids. Lineage: Eukaryota; Fungi; Mucoromycota; Mucoromycetes; Mucorales; Mucoraceae. Gene Ontology annotation, biological process: vesicle fusion; vesicle-mediated transport; intracellular protein transport. Gene Ontology annotation, cellular component: SNARE complex; membrane; endomembrane system. The record is from RefSeq and is a predicted model, not a curated record. The transcript has 7 exons.
AAUAUUCCCUUUUUUUUUUGUUAUUCAUUUUUAAAUUUUAUUAAAUAAUAUGGCUACACGAAGUAGAACUUUAUUGUUUCUUCAAUAUAGAAACUCAUAUGCAAGAACACAAAGUUCUGCUCAUCAUUUUUCAGCAGGUGCAUCCGAAACGGAAGGUCUCAUAGAGAGUUCAGAUCAUGUCAUAGAAAUGGCCGUGCUGCCGCCCAAAUGGGUAGAUAUUGUAGACGAAGUUGAUGAAGCAUUAGACAUUGUAAAAGAUAAAAUUACAAAGCUAGAAGGCAUGCAUCGCAAACAUUUACUACCUGGGUUUGAUGAUCGAAGUUCAGAUGAAGCAGCCAUUGACAACUUAACACAAGAAAUUACAAACGAAUUUUAUCGUAUAAAACGAGAUAUUCAACGCAUUCGAGUUGGAGAAAAUGAUUCCGAUCAAGAUGAUAAAUUAGCAAGGAAUAUACAAACCAGUUUAGCGACAAAAGUUCAAGACGUAUCAACAAGCUUUAGGAAACAGCAAUCAUCCUACUUACAAAGAUUACAAGGUCAGGAGAAUCGAAAAGCAGAUAUUUUAGGAUUGGAAUCUGAUCUAAGUAAUGAAGCGGCUGAAUUACUGCUAGAUGAAGAUGCACAAGUGGGCUUUACAGAAUCUCAGCUGGCAGUAUUAGAGUCAAAUGAAACGAUGAUUGAUCAAAGAGAAAGAGAGAUUACGCAAAUUGCAAAAUCAAUACAUCAAUUAGCCGAAAUAUUUCGAGAUUUACAGACACUUGUGAUUGAUCAAGGGUCACUAUUAGAUAGAAUUGACUAUAAUAUUGAACAAACGACAGUGCAGGUUAAAGAUGCAGUAGUGCAAUUAGAUAAGGGCGCUCGAUACCAAAAUAAAGCAAGAAAACGAAAACUAAUAUUACUUUUAAUUUUGAUUAUUUUAUUAUUAAUUGUUAUAUUAAUUGUAAAGCUAAAACGACAUUAAAUACUUGUAUGAAUAGCAUAUUUUAUUUAUGCAAGAAGCAAGAUAAAUAUACCUUUUAAUAAGGCCGCAGACUACCUUAUUCUAUAAAUAAUUUAAUGCUUGUUCUUCUUUUCUUCUCGAAGUGUUAAUUCAUUCUUCAAACUAUUCAAAUGAUCAACUUCUUGAUCAAGUUCUGUUUUAUUGUUACUAGAACUGUUCUUUAAAUCUUCAACUAUUCUUUCCUGUCCUUCAACCGAUUGGGAUAAUUGAUGUCGAAGUCCUUUUUCUUCAAUAGCGAAGGCUUCUUGCUCAUUUUUUGGGUUUUUUGCAGACAUUUUUUAACAGAAAAGAAUA